Bolinopsis microptera is the source of this 2926-nucleotide messenger RNA. RefSeq lists its product as uncharacterized. NCBI's taxonomy places the organism in Eukaryota, Metazoa, Ctenophora, Tentaculata, Lobata, Bolinopsidae. The record is from RefSeq and is a predicted model, not a curated record. Gene Ontology annotation, molecular function: transmembrane transporter activity. The coding region runs from base 34 to 2526 and encodes 830 amino acids. Gene Ontology annotation, cellular component: plasma membrane. The transcript has 12 exons. Gene Ontology annotation, biological process: nitrogen compound transport.
CGAUUGUUUUAGUCCAGGGUAACAGCACCUGAUAUGGCAGAGCUAGAGGGGGCCAAAUACCACCCCGUAAACCAUGGUCCUCCCAUCACCAUACCAGACCCACCCGCCCGGCCCACGUGGGCAGGGGCCGUUAUCAAGGACCAGAGUUUGUGGUUCAAGUGUGGAUAUGGGCCUCUCAAGCUCAAGUUGAACCCUGUUGUCACUAUAAUGAGUGUGGUUAUUAUUGUGGCGUUUAUUCUGUGGUGCGUCCUAGAAUCUGCCCACGCAUUGGUAUCGUUCAACACGGCCAAGACCUGGAUAACAAUGACCUUUACUUGGCUAUAUGUUGGUUCCCAGGACGUGUGGGCUCUGGUUAUCAUUGCUAUCUACUUUAGCAAGUACGGCAAUAUGAAACUAGGACAGGACGACGAAGUACCCGAGUAUAACGAUGCAACAUGGUUCUGUAUGUUGUACGCAUGUGGUAUCGGAGUCGGUCUCUUCUUCUUUGGUGUAGCGGAGCCAAUAUGGCACUACGCCUACCCUAACAGAUAUAACGCCGACAAAUACAUGCCUGACAAUGAGGUGGCUCAGCAUGCCAUAAAUCUGACCCUCUUCCAUUGGGGUAUCCACGGCUGGGUGGUGUAUGCCAUGGUGGCCAUUCUUUUAGGGUUUCUGACAUUCAGAAAAGGAAUGCCCAUGACAAUGAAAUCGUGUUUUUACCCAUUGAUCGGAAAUAGAAUUUAUGGAUGGCUGGGUGAUGCCAUCGACAUCUUCUCGAUCCUGACUACUUUGUUUGGAGUAUGCACUUCUCUGGGGCUGGGAACUAUGCAGGUUAACAAAGGAUUGAACUUCCUGAACCCAGACAUUGAAGUGGGCACUAAAAACCAGGUCAUCAUAAUCUGGGCUAUCACCGCACUGGCCACCACAUCUGUACUAACGGGUAUUGGUAUGGGUAUCAGGAGGUUAUCUGAGAUCUGCUUCUCUCUUGGAAUGGUAAUCAUGAUGAUGGUGCUCUUCCUUGAUGACACGUGGUAUCUACUGAACCUGUUCUGCCAAAGUCUCGGUUACUACUUCCAAUGGAUCAUACAGCUCGGGUUCCAUUGCGAUGCCUUCGAACUGAGCACCAAAUCAUACGGUGCUCGAGAUAGAGGUAGAGAGUUUGACGACGGAGAAGGAGAUGGACCUGCGGGAUGGAUGGAUGCGUGGACUAUCUUCUACUGGGGCUGGUGGAUCUCGUGGUCUCCUUUUGUUGGGAUGUUCAUUGCUAAGAUAUCUCGGGGCAGAACUAUCCGAGAGUUCAUCAACGGUACAAUGACGGCUCCAGUAAUGUACAGUUUCUUGUGGCUCGUUAUAUUUGGAGGUGCAGGAAUCAGGACAGAGAGGCUGGCAGCUGGACAGGGACUUUGCUGUACUUCCUGGAACUCUACUGUCUUAAAUUGGGACCCAGUUACGUUUGCAGUUCAAACAACGAGCUGGUCUGUCUCUAAAACAGGGCUGAAGGUCUGUAAUGGUGUAGACGAAUCAGCAGCUUGCGGAACGUGCGAGUGGAACUUAGUGGAAGCUUUUGUCACCGCCCAAGAUGAGCCGCCAACUUUGAGGGGUGUCGUGGAUUACAUUAGUGAGAACCAGAGAUGGUUGGGGAAAUACAAAUCAGAAACAGACAGGAGUUUUGCUAGAUUGUCGUGCAUGCCUAGCGAGGAGAUGUGGUUUGCGAACAUCUCAACUUACGGUGACAUGGGGCCCUUUUUGUGCAUAACCUCCCUUGUUGCCCUCAUUCUUUACUUCGUUACAAGUUCUGAUUCAGGUAGUUUAGUUAUAGACAUCAUGUCCGCUAAUGGAGAUCAAGAUCCGCCCGCCCUGCAGAGAGUGUUCUGGGCUCUGAUAGAAGGUGGUACCGCUACCGCUCUGCUUGUAGCCGGGGGUUCUGACUCCUUGAAAGCUCUACAGACUGCGAGCGUAGCUGCAGGACUCCCUUACACCAUUAUUCUGUGUUUUGUCUGUGUUUCCACCUGGAGAGCACUUGCUAUGGAAGCUGGGGACUUGAACCCGUAUGGUCCUGACUUUGCGGUAUCUCUGGUGGACCCCUUCUCUCAAAUGAGACCCAAACUUUGGCUCGGAGUCAUUAAGAACGCGUUCUUAACGCCCUUCACGCUGUACAGAACCAUGAAGACCCACAAGAUGGGUGCCAUGAUUCCAGCCAUCGCGUCAGCAAUUUGCUGGGCCGGCUGGAUAAUAAUCAUGAUACUUGAAAUAGUCUACCUCACCAACCCCACCAUCAAGCUCAACGGGAUAUAUUCUCUUGCCUGGGUCCUUUACUUAGGGUUUGUGACCGUGGUUACAGCUGCUAGGGUUAACAUCCGUAACCACUACGGUAUCCAUGGCAAUCCUAUCGAGGAUUUCUUCGCAGUAUUGUUCAUGUACCCGAGUGUAAUGGUACAGUUGGAGCUUGUGAGUGAGGAGGGAGGGCUUGCUCCUCUUAUGCCGGAUAACAGGAACCCUCAAAUCUCAGAAUUUACAAACGGCAAGAACCACGAGGCGGCUGUUUAAAUGGCGAGAUGGCGGUAUAGAUGGUGAUAUUUAAUGUGGUCUCAGUGAAUGGCUUAGUGAAUAUCACAAUUUAUACAACAUUAUAUAAUAAGAAAUAAUUCUUAUUUCUUGGUCGAUUGCGUCUAGGUGCUGCCCGAAUUGGUUCAAUCACGAACUCCCCUUACUAUUAUUCUUUGCAAUUGAUGACAAUGUCGUCGUUUUUAAUACACUAUGGACUUUUAUCUUUUAUCUUAUUCCAAGUAAUGUGUCUACUGUCUAGGAGUAGGGUUGACGGUUGUACGAGAAUAUUUAUUGAUAUCAUUUGUUUGAGUUUUGAGAAAUUAAAUUGAGAAUUCUGUUUAACUUGAAUUCUAUAUAAUUUCGACUUAAUUCUGUAUAAUUUCGAAUCAUUAUACUUAAA